AGCACGCCGUCAUGGCCCUCCUCACCGUUCAAGCGGACAUCGUACUAAAGACAUCUCGGAACGGUUUUGAAGACUUCUAAACCGUCACCUGUCCUCGAGGAAGCGGGAGCAUGACUCCAUCCGCGCCUUAUCCCCUUCGUGGAACCUAAACGCAUAGACCCCGCGCUUGGGUACACUUCACGCAUUACGCAUUCCAUGGGCUCUACACUCGGAUGACGAUCUGACGACGCCCCUUGGCUGCUCGCUUUAAAACCCUGAGUCCAGGAAUAAUUCUCCUUCGUUUCCUUUCCCCACCUUUGGUCUCCCAGCACUCCACUGUCAUCGCAGUCACUCACGCUAUGGCAUACCGCGCUGACACCGUUAACACUGGCACCACCGCCACAGAUGUCCACGAUAACGGGGUGGCUAGGAAUUACGGCGCGCCCGUUCACUACGACCACUCGCCUCUGCGCAAGGGGCUCUACACGUUGCUUACGCUGUUGUCGAUAACCCUCGCCGGGCUGACGAUUACUCGCAUCGUCAACACCGAGUCCGUCCGGCCGCCUGGUCGCGGAUCCUACGACAAGGUUACUGCCGAGCUGCUCGCGUCCAGUCUGUUGACCAUCCCGUGGGCUAUCCAUGCCAUCCAUAGUCUCCGUCGCCGCAUCGACACUGGGUUCGGGAGGAGCUUCGCCCAUGAACUCGGUGCCCUCCUCGCCCUUUGGCUGCUCUGGCUCAUCGGCGCAGCGGUUGCGACUUCCCACUGGCGCGACGAAUCCUCUUGCUGGUAUCAGUUCAGCUGCCGCCUCCUCACUGCCAUCACCGCCAUUGCGUGGUCCGGCUUCGUCAUUAUCACCUUCCUCGUCAUUGCGAGCGCCAUCCUCGGCAGCAAGAAGGGCGGCUUCGGCAAGCCCAUGCACGCCCAGUACGACGGUCGCCAUGCGGGCGCGUACGAUGCGCCCAUCACCACUCGCAACGCGAAGCAUGCCGAGAUGGGCACCGCUGCCCAUGUGUAGAGGCUUUGCACGUACGAGGUUAUUCGCCAUGCAACGCAAUAUCCACGCUGCUUUCAUGGCCCUGGAUGAGAUCUGUGCGAGUCGAUACUGUUCUGCAUGUUUCAUUUAUCUCUUACUCCCAGGCUGUUUGUUCCAUGAAUCUGCUGCCUUUCUCGUUGUCUUCUGCAUUUCUGAUGUUACUGUAGUACUAGUUCACGCUCAAUGAAUAUUUGAUGAUCUGCCAUGUUCACGCC
Molecule: messenger RNA, 1228 nt
Organism: Schizophyllum commune H4-8
Lineage: Eukaryota; Fungi; Basidiomycota; Agaricomycetes; Agaricales; Schizophyllaceae
Exons: 5
Coding region: 339-995 (218 amino acids)
Source: RefSeq, a predicted model, not a curated record